This is a messenger RNA of Acanthoscelides obtectus, 1431 nucleotides long. The record is from the annotation of a GenBank genome assembly. NCBI's taxonomy places the organism in Eukaryota, Metazoa, Arthropoda, Insecta, Coleoptera, Chrysomelidae.
AUGAAGACUAACGGUAGGUAUGGCCACAAGAAUCUUGCUACUUCAAUACAAAGCACUGAUGCAGUUGAAGAAUGCAAAAUAACAAAUAGUUGGGCAAAUAAGACUUUAACUACUUUUGUAUAUACAAUAUUAUACAGAGUUGCUCAAAUGUCCCGGUACGGCAAGGUAUUUGGAAGUAGUAGCAAGGCCAUGUCUGAACAGAAAAAAAGAAAAGUAGAGACCAGUAAUGAUCCCAAUGUAUGGCUGAAGUGGUACCAUGAACUAAGUGAUGAAAGUGAUCUGAGUGAAAUCUCUAAGGAUGAAGAUGAAAGUGACAAAGAGGAAGAAAAUAUACUGACAGAGAGUGAGCAUAAUACAGAAUCGGAACAAGAGGUUGCGGAAAGUGAAGAAGUUGAAAGUGACGAAGACGUGCCUUUAGAUUCUUCUAGUUUUUACAUUGGGAAGGACAAAAUAACGAAAUGGAGAAAAGCGAAUCCUCCAAGAAAUGUGAAAACAAGGUCCCAUAACAUUAUUAUUCAUUUACCAGGACCCAAAGGUAAAGCACGAGAAGUGAAAACAGAAGUAGCAGAUUUAGAACUCUUUUUAGACGACAAUAUUCUCAAAACAAUUACAGCGUGCACUAAUAUUUAUAUAGAGAAAACACGUCAAGAAUUUACAAGGGACAGAGAUGCAAGGAGUACUGAUGAGAUAGAAAUAAGGGCAUUUAUUGGAUUGUUGUUCCUUAUAGGCACCAUGAGAUGUUCUCGUAAAAAUAUUCAUUUACUAUGGGAUAACUCCAAGGGAAAUGACAUUGAAUCAUGUUAUCUUACUAUGAGUGAACAAAGGUUCCGUUUCCUUUUGAGAUGUUUGAGAUUUGACAACAUCAAUGACCGUAACAUGCGUAAAGAACUUGAUAAAAUGGCAGCAAUUAGGGAAGUGUUUGAACUAUUCACCAAUAAUGUUGAGAAAUAUUUCUCACCGAGUGAAUAUCUAACUAUAGACGAGCAAUUGCUUGCGUUUAGAGGUCGUGCAGGUUUCCGCCAGUACAUCCCCAAUAAGCCAAUAGGAGAUGAGCAAAAUGUACCAGCAAUCGUUGAUCCAUACUACAAUAAGUUUAUAUGCAUAGAUAUCGGUGGCUUCGGGAAAAAUAGUGACGGGGGAAUAUUCGAAGCUUCUACCAUGCGACAACGAUUUGAAGCUGGGUCGAUGCACAUUCCAGACGAUAAGCCUCUACCUGGACAGAGGGAACCAUGCCCUCAUGUUUUGAUUGGAGAUGAAGGAUUUGCCGUUAAACCCUACCUAAUGAGACCGUUUCCAUAUAGACAGUCGAGAGCAGACGCUAGAAAAGAGAAAUACAAUACUGGGCUAUGCAGGGCGUGGAGAGUAGUGGAAAAUGGUUUUGGGAUUCUAAUGCUAAAUUAUAAAGCUCACUUGAGGCUUACUGAAUUGUGA